AUGUUCACAGUUACAGCGGCGGAAUUUACGGUGAGAGGGACGGCUCACAUCUUCGUCAACCAAUACAUGACCAAGUGGGGAUGUCCGACUACGAUAUUGUCGGACAACGGACUGCAUUUCUGCUCGAAGCUCUCCAUGGCGAUCUACGAGGUGAUGAAGAUCAAGAAGGUCACCACCAGCUCCUACCACCCACAGACCAACGGCGGCACGGAACGCGUCAACCACACGAUGGCCCAGAUGCUUGCGGUGGUCGUCAACGAACAGCAAAACGAUUGGGACAUACAUCUCCCGCACGUUGAGUUUGCCUACAACAAUUCCGUGAACCAGUCUACUGGAUUAGCGCCAAACGAGAUCCACAUCGGACGCAUCCCGCGACUCCCGCUUUCGGUCUUCGAUCGUCCCACGGUAGGUGGUCAUCAAAGCUUGGCCCGCGAUCAACUCGAGUAUUGCAACCUGGCUGUCGAUCGCCAGCGCCGGGCCUACGAACUUGUCCGCGAGUACAACGCGCUGAAGAUUUCGCGAGUCGAACGCCGAAAUUCAUCCCUGCUGGACGCCAUCCACAAGCUCCCUCAGUUUACCGUUGGCGGGUGGGCUUGGGUGUACAACACGGCAGCUACAAUUCGACAGGGUUUGCAGAAGGACACGGACCAACAGGUGCUCAAAACCAAAUUCGCACUUUCCUGGACGGGGCCUUACAAAGUUCUUGCGGUGGGUCCCACCUCUGCCGACGCCACUCGGGACGGUCGCCCGUUGGCGCAUAAACUCCUCUACCUGGACCUGCCUUCCGAUCUUUCCGGCCCGGCAGCUCGUUGUCGCGUGUCUGUCCGUCGUUGCAAGCCCUGUCGCAAUCCGUACGAGACGGACGACUUGCCGCAAUCUCUGCCCGCCGAGCUUUCGCGUUAUGUUCUGCACUCUUUUCAACGUCAACGCGGAUGA
Molecule: messenger RNA, 936 nt
Organism: Ectocarpus sp. CCAP 1310/34
Lineage: Eukaryota; Phaeophyceae; Ectocarpales; Ectocarpaceae
Source: the annotation of a GenBank genome assembly